UCGAGCCAGCUCUCGGGUGGGGCCGCGCGCCCCCGGCCGCCCCGCCCGCCGACGGCGCCGCGCAGUCCGCGCCCCCGCCCCACCCUGCCCCGCCUGCCCCGGCGCCCUGCUACUCGGUCCCGCCCCCUUCCUGGCUCCUCCUGGGGAGGCCCUGGAUGGUGUGGUGGCUCGCUUCUCCCAGUGCUUGGCUGAAUUUCGGGCGUGGUUGAGAACCAACUGGUUAAGGUUCAAUCCCGACAAGCCGGAAGUGAUGCUGCCUUCUGUCGAGUCUUCCAGCCCAGGAGGUUCAGCCACAUCGGACGACCAUGAAUUUGAUCCAUCCGCUGACAUGCUGGUCCAUGACUUCGACGACGAGCGGACAUUAGAGGAGGAAGAGAUGAUGGAAGGAGAGACGAACUUCAGUUCCGAGAUCGAGGAUCUGGCGAGGGAGGGCGACAUGCCGAUUCACGAGCUGCUCAGCCUGUACGGCUACGACAGUGCCGUGCGGCUGCCCGAGGAGGAGGAGGAGGAGGAAGAGGAGGAGGAGGAGGGCGAAGAGGAUGAAGACGCCGACAACGACGAGCACAGCGGGUGCAGCGGAGAGAACAAAGAGAACAUCAAGGACUCGUCGGGCCAGGAGGACGAGACGCAGUCGUCCAACGGCGAGCCGGCGCCGGCCGCAGCCUCCCAGGACGCCCCCGACAUGAUCCGCCCGCGGCGCUGCAAGUACUUCGAUACAAACAGCGAAAUCGAGGAGGAGUCCGAGGAGGACGAGGACUACAUCCCCUCGGAAGACUGGAAAAAGGAGAUCAUGGUGGGUUCCGUGUUUCAAGCUGAAAUUCCCGUCGGCAUCUGUAAAUACAAGGAGAACGAGAGAGUAUAUGAAAAUGACGACCAGCUUCUGUGGAACCCGGAUUACCUGUUGGAGGAUAAAGUGAUUGAAUUUCUCAAUGAAGCGUCCCGACGGACAGGAGACGAGAAAGGGGUGGAAGCGAUUCCUGAGGGUUGUCACAUCAAAGACAACGAGCAGGCUCUCUACGAAUUGGUGAAAUGCAGCUUCGACACGGAAGAGGCCCUGCGGAGGCUGCGCUUCAACGUGAAGGCGGCUCGAGAGGAGCUCUCCGUCUGGACCGAGGAAGAGUGCCGGAACUUCGAGCAAGGGCUCAAGGCGUACGGGAAGGAUUUCCACCUCAUCCAGGCUAACAAGGUGCGCACGAGGUCCGUCGGCGAGUGCGUCGCCUUCUACUACAUGUGGAAGAAGUCGGAGCGCUACGACUUCUUCGCCCAGCAGACGCGCUUCGGGAAGAAGAAGUACAACCUGCACCCCGGCGUGACGGACUACAUGGACCGGCUCUUGGACGAGAGCGAAAGCGCCGCCUCCAGCCGGGCUCCGUCCCCCCCUCCGACCGCCUCCAACAGCAGCACCAGCCAGUCGGAGAAGGAGGACGGCGUGAGUAACAGCACUCAGAACGGCAUCGCCUCCAACGGGCCCAGCGAGGCGUCCGCCAAGGAUGACCUGAAGGCCGACGGGCUGCACCUCAACGGGCCCAGCGGGGCGAGCAAGAAGGCCGGCCACGCCGACGCGGACACCAACGGCUACGAGGCGGACCCCCCGCCCGGCGGCGAGGCCAAGGUGGCUCACGUGACCCCCAAGAGCGAGAGCUACUUCGAGGACAAGAGCGAGCGGCCGGCCAAGCGGCGCAGGGUGAGCAGCAACGGCAAGGAGAGCCCGGCCGCCGCCGACUUCUUCCAGGAGGCCAACUCGCACGGCAAGUUGGAGGAACUGGAGAGUUUCGAUGACUGAGCGGGAGGCCGCUCUGGCCGUGGCGAGGAGACGCUCCUGGUGCGACGACAAUUUUCAGGGUUGACGGGUUCCCUUCAGCGGACGUCCUCGGUGCGCUCAGCUGCCGUCUGGCGUGUUCAGUGGGAUUUUCAUUUCGGGGACGGUUUGUAUUCCUGCCUUUCGCGGAAUUUUUUACUUCCACUCUUUUAAAGACCCUUUUAACGAUCGGCCGACGGAGACGUCCCGGGCAGAAGGCGGCGGCUGCACGUCCACCUCGCCGCAGGCCCGGCCGCAUUUUACUCCCAACCCCCUGAGUCCGCGCUUGCGGUUUGCUGGGAAGCGGGGCGCGGGGGAGGCUGGUUUGUGCUUCACUCGGAGGAUCUUCUGCUUCACACCAGCUUUUCUGCUGCUUGUUUUUGGUUUUGUUUCUGGUUUUUUCCCCCUUUUUUUGUCUAGUAGACCAGAAAGUAGCCACGACCGUUUGUCUCUCCAGACCAAUUGGGUGUCAUCCCUGAGGAAACCCCGCUGAAUCCUGAAAGUUACGCUAGCAUGGUUUUUUAUAUAGAGAAGUUAAAAAUAAACCAAGUCAGGUUUGUGUAUGUACAAUUGUUGACAUCAGUGAUGUCUUUCAUAUUCUUAUCUGGGCCUAAGAAAUACAUGCUGUAUUUUUCCAGAUUCUUUGUAGCCUUUGGAAGAUUUUUACAGAACUACGUCUUGACUGAGCUGUCCUUUCUUAAACAAAAGCUUGUAUAAUUUUCUUAACUUGUACAGUUGGUAAACUUUUAUGAGAAGAGUUGAUAUUCGGAGUCUGUCCGCUUCCUUUUAUUUUGCUAAAGUCUUUUUCUAAUGAAUUUUUAAGUGUUUGUGGGCUCUCCGAGUCACCCUUUCCUCUCCGGCGGCGAGAGGUUCACCCAGAGAAUGGCGGGCUCCCGACCCCCGCGGACAAACCGCGCCUGCCGAAUCCUGGCGCGAUGCAUGACGACGCUCGGGUGGGCCGCACAGACUUUUGCAUUCGGCGCGUCUUCGUUCCUUUUGGCAGCCAGCGCAAGGGCUUCUCUCGAGCGGAAGGCGUUGGCCAGAGUCCACUCGGUGGUUUUCCUGCACAUAUCGGAAGGGCCCGCUUUGCAUUGAGAAGCGCGGAGGGAACGGGAGCAGCCGCUUCUGCCGGAGGGAAGGCGGCGCUCGGGCCGCGGAAGGGCGGCGGAGGAGGCUUCCUCGGAGCGCCCGGCGUCGGCCCGAAGGAGCGGGCUUGCUCGGUGGAGUCUCGGGCAGCCCCGACGGUCUAGAUAGGCUGCUGCUCGGUAUGGCGCAGAGGGACGCCCCGCGGGGGCCGGACAACCCAGGGCUCCCCGCCCGCCACCCCCCGAGGAGGAGGAUGCUUCUGGGCCUACGGAAGAGCUCCGGGCCGUCCCGGCGGCUUCUCUUUCUCCGCCCCAGCACAGUGUUAAAGCCAUUGUAGACCGUUUUCCUUUCCCGCGGCGGACCUUGCCGGAGCUUCCCUAGUCUGAGUGGUGGUGUGUGUGCAGGACAGACCUUCGGGGGCCCCGAUCCUCGGGAGCGGCAGUAGCUUUAGAAGGGGUCGCGAGCCGUCGUCUUCGUCAAGUCCAAAGUGUCCCAGCUUCGUAUCAAAGAUGGUCUAGAGAGGGUCCAAGCGAAGGGCGGCGCCGCAUCAGAGAGCAGCGCAGAGGAGAGCCUGCGAGCGGACGGCCGGGGGGCAGCUCCUCCCCGAGGGGCCUCGCCCUGCGGGUCCCUCUUGGCCUGCGGCCGCUCUGCUCGAGGUCAUUGCACUAUUAGUACUUUAAGAUUUAGUCACGUCAUGAUUUAAUUUGCCUGCCUAAACCCCGCCGGACCCAGGAGCAGGUCCCCGUGGUAUGGCGCGCCGUCCGGGCCAACACGGACUGCCCGCGAGAUCUUUCCCGUGUCGCAGAAUCAGAAAUUGGGUUCAGCAGCAGCCUUUGGCGCGCUGUAAGACCGAUCCGAAGGCGGAUUUGACAGAUGAGGCAUUCCAGAAUGAUGGGUUACAUUUGCAUAGUAAUUUUGCACUGUAAGUAAUUCCUGGUUCUCUCCCCAAUCCCUGUCUGCAAUUCUGAAAAAGCUUAUUAAAAUAUUUUUUUAAACAUG
This is a messenger RNA of Monodelphis domestica (gray short-tailed opossum), 3883 nucleotides long. It is a transcript of the gene MIER1, whose product is annotated as MIER1 transcriptional regulator. Gene Ontology annotation, biological process: negative regulation of transcription by RNA polymerase II. Gene Ontology annotation, cellular component: nucleoplasm. The record is from RefSeq and is a predicted model, not a curated record. Lineage: Eukaryota; Metazoa; Chordata; Mammalia; Didelphimorphia; Didelphidae. Gene Ontology annotation, molecular function: histone deacetylase binding; transcription corepressor activity.